Molecule: messenger RNA, 948 nt
Organism: Myxocyprinus asiaticus (Chinese sucker)
Lineage: Eukaryota; Metazoa; Chordata; Actinopteri; Cypriniformes; Catostomidae
Product: olfactory receptor class A-like protein 1
Exons: 1
Coding region: 1-948 (315 amino acids)
Biological process (GO): G protein-coupled receptor signaling pathway
Cellular component (GO): membrane
Molecular function (GO): pheromone receptor activity
Source: RefSeq, a predicted model, not a curated record
AUGACUUCGGACUUUUGGACGCGUGGAAUGCUCUUCCUGUCUCUCACGGUAGUGGGCGUUCCAGGCAACGGCGCCGUCAUCUUUGCCUUCCUCUUGGUGGCUUAUCAUGAGGGUCAUCUGUUACCUGCGGACGCCAUCGUACUUCACUUGGCUUCUGCUAACCUCAUGGUGGUGGCCGUUCGCUGUCUGCUGGAGGUUUUCGCCACGUUUGAGAUCUACAAUGUGUUUGACAACACUGGCUGCAAAGCCGUCAUCUUCAUCUACCGCACAUCCAGAUCUCUAUCCAUCUGGUUAACGUUCGUUUUGAGCACAUAUCAGUGCCUGAGCAUCACCCCGCCUGGGUCAUGCUGGGCCACUGCCCGCGCUCUGGUCGCCCAGUAUUUGGGUGUCAUUUUCCUGGCGUUGUGGGUGAUUAACACAUCCAUGAGUGUAGCGCCCCUCAUGUUCGCCGUAGGUGCCAGCAACAACUCCAAACUCAUCCAAAACGGAAUCAACCUGGAGUUCUGCUUCCUGAGUUUCCCGUCCAGACUGUCACGGGAUGCCAAUGGCGCAGCUCAGGUGGGCAGAGAUGUGGUGCCCAUGACACUCAUGACGACAGCCAGUCUCAUCAUUCUGGUGUUUCUGUAUCGCCACAGUCAUCAGGUGAAGGGUAUACGUGGUGGCAGACAGGGCCAGUCUGCAGAAAGGCGGGCGGCCAUCACGGUGGUCACAUUGGUAAUGCUGUACGUGUUGUUUUACGGGGUGGAUAACGGGUUGUGGGUUUACACGCUCACAGUCCCACAGACGUUGGGCUCAUCGCUGAUUUCAGAUCUCAGGAUCUUCUUCUCGUCUCUGUAUGCCGCUAUAAGUCCGAUCAUCAUUAUCAUCUCUAAUAAGAAAGUGAAUAAACAACUGAAAUUUGGAAAAGAGCAAAAGAUGAACUCUGACGCAGCGCAGUCAAGUAACUGA